UAAUAAAAGUAAAUAUGUGCAUUGAACGUGAAUAUUCUGGACUUCGACCGGAAUUAAAUCAGAGAAUUACGGAAAUGAUUCAAUGUCGUUUGCAUAAUGACAUGUAUAAUAAAAAUUCUUCUUACGAUACAACACUUCAGAUACUUUGGAAUACACCUAUUGAAUUUUACCCUAACCAAAAUUAGAAAACGUUAUUUAUUAUUCAGCUGGAUUUCUGAUCGCCCUUACUCUCCUUACAAUUGUCGUCUCAUGUGAGCCAGUGAGAUAUUACAUCAAGUUUACUACUUUUAUAACAAGCGCUGCCAUACCAGCAACUCUACAUUUACCUUUCAUGCUCUUACGAAUCAGGGAUUGGAGAAAUGCAUUGUUUUCAGCAUGGUGUGUAAAGAAGGUGUUAGAAUUUCUAGGAGUGAGAUUUCGUGUUCGUGGGAAAGAGAAUAUUGUUAAAGAUUCGGGCAGCAUCGUGUUAAUCAAUCAUCAAAGUAUAUUAGAUUUAUGUGUUCUAGGUGAAUUGUGGCCAGUACUGACAAAAUGCACGGUUAUUGCCAAAAAAGAAAUUCUAUAUUUUGGACUAUUUGGCUUAGCAUCUUGGCUCUGGGGAACGAUCUUUAUUAACAGGCAAAGGGGCGAAGAAGCUCAAAAUGCUAUUAAUGCGACAGCUAAGUGUAUUAAGGAUUUAAAAGCAAACCUCUUAAUAUUUCCGGAAGGCAGUCGACAUUCUGGUUCUACGUUACUAGCAUUUAAAAAAGGCGCCUUUCACUUAGCCAUUGCGUCCCAAAUGCCAAUACAACCCAUUAUUGUUUCAAAGUAUUAUUUUCUCAGUUCUAAAUUAAAGAUAUUUAAUUCAGGUGUGAGUUAUAUUACCAUUUUGCCAGCUAUCUCUACGAAAGGUUUAACGAAAGAAGAUCUCCCGAGGCUUAUGGAAGAUACAUAUCAAGUUAUGAGCAAAAGCUUUUUGGAAACUUCGAAGGAAGCAAUAAAUGAAUACGUUGAUUGUUUAAAAGAUGAAUAAGAAAGAAUGCUACUCUGUGAAUAUUUAAUGUUAUUAAUUUGAUUCGUACAAAUACCAAAAUUAUUCGAAGUCUAUUAAAAUUUAAAAAUUUCACA
Messenger RNA from Osmia lignaria (orchard mason bee), 1107 nucleotides. RefSeq names its product 1-Acylglycerol-3-phosphate O-acyltransferase 2. Gene Ontology annotation, cellular component: membrane; endoplasmic reticulum. Gene Ontology annotation, molecular function: 1-acylglycerol-3-phosphate O-acyltransferase activity. NCBI's taxonomy places the organism in Eukaryota, Metazoa, Arthropoda, Insecta, Hymenoptera, Megachilidae. Gene Ontology annotation, biological process: phosphatidic acid biosynthetic process. The record is from RefSeq and is a predicted model, not a curated record.